AUGGAGGGUACUCCUAGUUGUAUCCAAUGGUCGGAGCUUCCUAUGGACAUAUUAAGAUCUGUGUUCGAACUUUUGAGUUUUGUCGAUUUCAACCGCGCUAAGCUCGUGAACCGGAAUUGGUAUCUGUGUUCGAAACAAACGUCGCCUCGAAUAGAUAAAUCUCCAUGGCUGAUUUUGUUUCCACAUGAUGGUGGUUGUGCACUGUACAACCCUAAUGAAGCUAGGGUUUACAAAACGAAGAGAGACUUAUCAGAUAUCAGAUUCUUGGCCAACUCAGGUAACUGGUUCUUGGUUCUUGAUUCUAAACUCGAUCUCUGUAUCAUAGAUUUGUUUAGCGACAAAAAGAUCCAUCUUCCAGCUCUAGAUAUGUCGACCAAAAGUAGUCUUGGGAGACAAGGAACCAGAUAUUCCUCGGCUGGCACCGCGGGAGACCUAAGAGGUCUUUUGUGGGUAGACGAGAAGAAAGAAGAGUAUGUUGUUGUGUGGUACUUCGGUUGGAAUACUGAGUCUUUAGCCUUUUGCAAGAACGGAGAAGAUCAUUACCGUAAGGUUCCAGGUUCGAUCGACUUAGAAUACAUAUGUGAUAUAGUACUAAUACGUGGUGACAGUAUUUACAUCUCAAGAUAUCAUGAUGCUCUCGUUACAAAACAUGAUUUGUCUGGACAAGAAGGUUCCAAAGUUAUGUUCGGCCAGGAUAUAGAAACAUUAUUUCGAAGAUUGCAUGAUUUAAGAACAUAUAGUUGUAACGUUGCUGUUACAUUAUCAGGAGAGGUUUUGUUGGUCGAGAGCAUCGUUAACAAAAGUACAAUGAGUAGGAUCUUUUAUCUCUACAAGAAGGGUUCUAAAGAUUACGAUGCUGUUAAGGUUGAUUCUCUAGGUGAUGAGGCCAUGCUUCUUGAUUUAGGUAUCACUGUGCCUGCUGACCAUACACUUGGUAUCGAACCAAACUCGAUCUAUUUCACCCGCGAUGGACGUGCUUGUAACCUUGGCCCGGACAGUUCAUGCCUAGACAUCUGUGUGUUCAAUCUUGCAACAAAGACCAUCAAACGCUUCUUCCCCGGUCUUGGUCUCGGUCCCUCCAAUAACUUAAGCAUCAAAGAUGCUCGAUGGUUUCUCCCAUCUUGA
This is a messenger RNA of Capsella rubella, 1125 nucleotides long. RefSeq names its product F-box protein At5g25290. Gene Ontology annotation, molecular function: protein binding. The coding region runs from base 1 to 1125 and encodes 374 amino acids. NCBI's taxonomy places the organism in Eukaryota, Viridiplantae, Streptophyta, Magnoliopsida, Brassicales, Brassicaceae. The transcript has a single exon. The record is from RefSeq and is a predicted model, not a curated record.